AUGAACGCUCCAAGGGCUCGCGGCAACCCUAACAAACAGCAGCAGCAGCAGCAGCAGCAGCAACAGCAGCAGCAGCAACAGCAGCAGGAGGAGGGGGAGAGGCAGCAGCAGAAGAUGGGGAGAGGCAGCAGCAGGAGAUGGGGGAGAGGCAGCAGCAGCAGCAGCAACAGCAGCAGCAGCAGCAAGAAUAGCAGCAGCAGGAGGAGAGACAGCAGCAAAGUAGAAGAAACAGCGGCAGAGGCAAUGCAAACAGCAGCAGCAGCAGUAGCACCGCAAACAACAAACAACAACAAAAGACAAGCAGCAACAACAGCAGCAACAACAAUAGCAGCAGCAACAACGAAGAAAACAACACAAACAAAAGCAGCAGCAACGGCACAAACAGCAGCAGCAACAGAAACAACAACAGCAGCAAAAACAGCACAAACAGCAGCAAUAGCGACGCAAAUAGCAGCAGCAGCACCACAAGCAGCAGCAGCACCACGAGCAGCAGCAGCAUCAGAAGCAGCAACAGCAUCAGAAGCAGCAACACUACCUGAAGCAGCAGCAGCACUACAAGCAACAGCACCACCACUACAAGCAUCAGCAGCAGCAGCACCACAAGCAGCAGCAGCAGCAGCAACAGGAGGAUUACGCGUGAGUAUCGCAGGAAGCAACCAUUAG
Eimeria acervulina is the source of this 663-nucleotide messenger RNA. RefSeq lists its product as hypothetical. Lineage: Eukaryota; Apicomplexa; Conoidasida; Eucoccidiorida; Eimeriidae. The record is from RefSeq and is a predicted model, not a curated record. The transcript has a single exon. The coding region runs from base 1 to 663 and encodes 220 amino acids.